AUGGCAAACACAGACGAACGACCCAAACUCAUAGUGGGUAUUGACUUCGGAACAACGUUCAGCGGUGUUGCUUGGGGGUUGGAAGACUGCCCUGAUGAUAUUGAGCUCAUCCAGACAUGGCCAGGUGGUGGUAACAUAACCAGUCAGAAGGUUCCGACUCUAUGUUCCUACGAGGAUGACCGCAUGAAAUGGGGUCAUCAGACUGACCAGUCUAGCCAACCCGGCAGAAAAAAUCGUCUCAUUCAAGGAGUCAAGCUUUUGCUGGAUGGAGGUCAGAAAUUUCGCUACUCACCCGCUAGUGAGGCUCAAAAGAUUAUCAUGGACCUCGGAAAAACGCCGGUAGAAGUUGUGGGUGACUACCUGGGCAAAUUAGCUGGUCACGCUCGGCAUGUGUUGACACGUCGCUUUGGAACUGCGCUGCAAGCCAUGGACUUGGAAUAUAUCCUCACUGUUCCUGCUGUGUGGUCUGACAAAGCCAAGGAUUUGACUUUGCAGGCAGCACACCACGCUGGUAUAUCCCCUACAAGGCUCAGACUUUUGUCUGAGCCGGAGGCGGCUGCGGUGUAUGCAAUUCGAGCUAUUCAACCUAACACAAUCGCGAAAGGCGACUGCUUGGUUGUCUGUGAUGCUGGCGGCGGAACAGUUGAUAUCAUUACCUAUCGCGUUAAGCAAACCAACCCGUUGAGGUUCGAGGAAGCCACAAAUGGAACUGGUGCGGUUUGUGGCUCCGUGAUGUUGGACGAGGCAUUUGACGCACUUAUCAAGGACAUCAUUGAGAAGCAGUCGUAUCAGCCAAUUCCCCAGUCUACUGUAAGGGCUGCCAGAAAGUACUGGAAAGAUUACAUCAAGCCUGGCUAUACAGGUCCUCUCGAUGACGAUGACUUGUGUGAGCCAGGGUAUUGGAUCCCGGUUCCUGGCGUUUCGGGGAUCUCGAACGUCGACCUCAGUGAGGGUCACCUAUAUCUAGACAGAGACCAAGUGAAAGUAAUUUUCGACCCAAUCAUUGACCAGAUUGAGAAUCUCGUCGCCAGGCAGAGAGCGAGUGUCAAGGCAGCAGGUCUUUCGACCAAGGCCAUUAUUCUAGUUGGAGGCCUUGGUGCCUCCGGAUAUCUCUUCAAGCGCCUACAAGCUGCUUCUGACGGAAUCCAAAUCAUGCAGCCCCCAAAUGCAUGGUCCGCUGUUGCUCGGGGCGCGGUCAUCCGUGGACAAGAAGGCAACCAAAUCGAUAGUCGCAUUGCCCGAUGCAGCUAUGGCGUCAGUAUGACAGUCCCGUUUGAUCCUGCAACUCACCGUGCCGAUCACAAUCUGAAAUGGUGUAAGUAUGAAGAGAAAUGGAAAAUGCAUGAACGCAUGCGAUGGUACAUCCACAAAGUCAGUAACUUCCAGUCUUUACCGACAAAUCCUUUGGAGAUUUUGAGUGCUUACCUGGGCAACCUUUAG
This is a messenger RNA of Penicillium coprophilum, 1440 nucleotides long. Its product is annotated as Hsp70 family protein. The transcript is spliced from 10 exons. Gene Ontology annotation, molecular function: ATP binding; ATP-dependent protein folding chaperone. The record is from RefSeq and is a predicted model, not a curated record. NCBI's taxonomy places the organism in Eukaryota, Fungi, Ascomycota, Eurotiomycetes, Eurotiales, Aspergillaceae. The coding region runs from base 1 to 1440 and encodes 479 amino acids.